Molecule: messenger RNA, 3573 nt
Organism: Clupea harengus (Atlantic herring)
Lineage: Eukaryota; Metazoa; Chordata; Actinopteri; Clupeiformes; Clupeidae
Product: prominin-2-like
Cellular component (GO): prominosome; apical plasma membrane; cell surface
Molecular function (GO): cholesterol binding
Source: RefSeq, a predicted model, not a curated record
CUGGCGAUAUAAGAGGCACAUCUAAUAUCGUAUCUGUGAGCAGUUUUUGAUCUAAUGGGCCAUCUCCCGUUAUUGUACACGCCAGAUCUUAAUUUCACUUUCACCGCAACAGAACAUUGGUGUCGGGCUCCUGGACCCUUGCACAAUGAAACCACACACGCCGCUGAUGGAAGGCACUCCACACACUAUAAUAGCAUGCACAAAUUGGAUAUGGUAUAGUUUGACAUUAACCGACGUUACAUUGAUUGAUUCCACAUGUUGUGGCAAAUACACAGUGUUCUAUUCAUUCAAAACACAGGGAGGACUCAACAGCUGCAACAAAGUUAGCAAUAGAAUAUCCUCUAACGUUAGCUAGCUUGCUGAGCUGUAGGUAACUGUAGAGUGAUUAACACUGCAUGGGAAAACCAAGUGUGAAGGGAGUCUUGUCAGUAGCAAUCAAACUAAAAAGAUAUCAGUGCAACAGCGUUCGUUUUCUGACUGCAUUUCCACAGCAGGAUGGCUGUAAACGAAAGCCGCUCACUGGCUAACUGGUACUAUCGACAUAGCAAGUGUCACCCAACUGCAUUAGCGACCAUCCCUCGUAAGGUAUGCUUCUGCCCAUUGUUGAUCCUGAAAUGGAAAAGCUUGCUCAACAACUUGUUCAAAGCGACUGGAGCACAGUUGAGUUGUGCUUGUCAUGAUCGUGGUUGAUGGUUUGCCACAGUAAACACAUUUUUCCUGCAAAGGUCAUCUUCUAAUGGACCAUGGUACACCUUGGAGGUGCAGUUGUUUUGCUUCUUCUGUCCUUGAUAAGCAGCACUGAGCCGAUGGAGAAGUGCCCAGAGAAUGCAGACCUUUCAUUUUUGGAGAACCUUACUCCGGCUCCAGGAAAGAGCAUUGACAUGUCUGUUGGUUCACUUGAACCUUUGUACAACUUUGCACGGCUUUUUAUAGAGGCAGUUCAGCCAAACAAUUUUCCAUUAGAGCUUGCCAUUAAUGCUUCCAGAAAUGUACCGCUGAACAUAUCUUUGCUUGUGGAAUAUGAGGCGGGGUAUCUGGUUUGUCUCAUACUAGCCAUCCUCUAUGUUCUCAUCAUGCCAGUUGUGGGUGGAGUGCUUGCUUGGAAUCAUUUACAUCUGAAAAAGCGUUCACCCAAUAAGACAUCAACAGCAUCCUCAAUAUGUCCCCACAUGGUCAUCAUUUUGGAAACAUGUCUAGCAGUUGUUGUUAUUUUAUUGCUGACUGGUGUGAUUCUGGCCUUCACGACCAACAACAAGGUGCGAGAAAACAUGAAGCCCAGCUUGGAACAACUCAGUACUGAUAUCAAAAAGGUUGAUGACAUUUUGAAGCUGAUCCCAAAGAAUACAAGGGCAGUUAUUAAUGGAUUUUCCAUUCCUAAAAGAGAGAUUACAAAGGAAUUAAACGAAACUGGAAAUGUCAUUGGUGAAACACUUAUCUCAAGUUUUGACAGAAGUGUUCGCGAAGCUCUCUCAGCACUGGCUCUAUCAGUUCAAGAUGCCAGUGGGGCUCUGACUAACCUGGAGAAAAUGGAAAUGAAAAGAAAAGACCUACAGGCUCGCCAUAGAGUCAUUCAACUAAGACUGCAAGCCAUUCAGUCUGAACUUCAGAGGAUCCAAACUGGCUGUCCUGACUGUAAUGUCUCAGAUGCUAGCAACCUGGAAACAGUGGCUGACUUCCACCAGAUUCCAAGUGUGCAACCACAACUUGACCAACUAAAUGGAUUUUCUAGCAUUCUAGCAACAAAUAUUGUGAGAGAGGGUAAUUUGUCCUUCUAUUCCAUUCCCCAAAUAUGUAGUAAUCAACUGGAACCAACAAUAACAGAGCUUGUUCUAGACCUGGAGGACUCUGAGGAGUAUUUGAGGAAUAGUAGUGGCCGGAUUCCCACCUUGCGAUCGCUCUCAAACUCAGUGUCAAGUCUCAGGCUAGCUGUACAGCAGUACCGGAGAGAUGUGGAUUACUAUGACUAUGUCAGGUGGGCAGUGGCAGUUGUCUUCUGCAUGCUCAUUUUGGUCAUAGUGAUUCUGAUGGUUGUUGCACUCUGCCUCGGACUGCCAAUAGAAUAUUUUCCCUCUCUCUACUCCUCCCUCACAAAAGAUCGCUUUAAGCACACAGCAGUUUACCUGCUCAGAAGUGCUGUUGUGAUGACCUUUUUCUUCUCCUGGCUGUUUCUCAUCCUGGUGUUCAUCACCCUGUUAAUUGGUGGCAAUGCUCACACCCUCGGAUGCCGAAGUUGGAAGAGUGGGGCCCUUUUUGAGUUGCUUGACCAGUGGGAAGACCUCUUCCUUGUGGGCCCAGGCUAUAACACCACAUAUGGAAUCAACUCCACUCAUACCACAAACUUUAGCCAAGAACUCAACAGCACUCAAAAUAUCAAAGUCAAAUUCCAGGCGGCUGAGGUGUACCAUGGCUGUAUGAGAGGAGAGUCUCUUUUCUACAGCAUGCACAUGCAUGAGGUUUUAAACAUGGAUGCAUUCCUAAACGCCAGCAAGUACCUGGGGGUAUUUAAUCAAAGCUUCCAAACCCUAAGUGUUAACCUGGAUGGUGUCACUCUUCUUCAACCUGAUGGCAGACAGGCCUUGCUGAAGUUCAAAAGUAGUACACUGAAUCUGAUCAAAUACACUGCACUUCUAGACCUGCUGAGUCAACCCGUGGUGGGAACUGACCUCACAGCUUUUGCUGAGGGACUGGAUAAGGCUGCACAACUGCAAGGAAAUGAAACGGUCAAGGAGGAUUUGAAGAAAGUGGCAAACAUGACAAGAAACCUUACUCAGUUGGUUGAGCUACAGGAAUUAGAUGCAAGAGAAAUGAGCACCAGUGUGAGAUCCAUGAGGGAGAUAAGUCAGAAGUACCAGGGUAAUGCAGAUCGUGCCCUGAAUAGUAUCACUGAGACAGAGGAAGCAAUACAUUUACAGACUCCAUACAUCGUGAGAAAUGUGUCACAGUGUGUGCUGAAGAAAGGAGAGCGCUAUAUUUCAGAAUACCUCGACUGGGUUCGCAAUGCGGUCAUAAAUAUGGUUUUGGAUUGUAAAUGGCUUCCUGUGUCAGUAGACAAUAUCUACACAGCAGCAUGUCUCAAUAUAAUUGAUCCUUGGAAUGCAUUCUGGCUGUGUUUAGGUUGGUGUUGGGCAUUGUUGAUCCCUGGAGUAAUUCUCAGUAUUCACACAGCCAGGCACUGGUGGCAGGCAGUGCCCAAGUCCCUCAGCGUCACUCUGAAGGAUUUGGACAGUAGCCCUGGAAUGACUAAGUCUUACAAGAGCCUGAAGUAAGCAGUGGACAUUUUGCCGUGAAUAUGGCAGUGCUGACUGCGAUGAAGGCAAAGCAUGUGAAGACACUUUAAUAUGAUAUUGGAUUUUAUCUUGAGGCCAAUAAACCAACUUGUUUGUGUUUUAUCUGGUAUGGUAUAUGGUAUAAAAUUAGGUUUAAGUUUGAAGUAUUUUGCCAAACUCUUUUGUCCAGAGCUAGAUUAUAAGGCUGCCUGGAUAUUUGAAGGCUACUCUUGUUUUGUUGGUUUCCUCUGGUAUUGGAAUAUUCAGGGAUACAAAUUGUUUAAAUAAAGGGAAUUAAAAAAUGAAA